Molecule: messenger RNA, 1668 nt
Organism: Oncorhynchus kisutch (coho salmon)
Lineage: Eukaryota; Metazoa; Chordata; Actinopteri; Salmoniformes; Salmonidae
Exons: 3
Coding region: 381-989 (202 amino acids)
Cellular component (GO): membrane
Source: RefSeq, a predicted model, not a curated record
GUCUCUGAUUGGGAACCAUACUUAGGCAGCCUUUUUCCCACCUAUGCUGUGGGUAAUUAUUUAUUUUCUUUGUGUGUUUUUGUGCGCCACGGUUGCGUCACGUUCGGUUUCUGUUUACCUGUUUUUUUUGGUGAAAGUUUCACUUUAUUAAAAGAUGUGGAAUUACAUGCACGCUGCGCCUUGGCUCAUCUAUGACAGGGAGUUUGAAGACAGUGAACGUAACACCUGAGUUCCUGCUGCAGCCACAGGUUUCUAUGGACAGACAGACAGAUGUCAGUCAUACUGAUCUACUCAGUCUAAUUUUCACUGACAGCACCACCACAUAAUGCUCCUCUGUCUGGCUCCUGUAUAGGGUGUUGCUUUACACCCUGAUUUGGUGUAUGUACUCUGGCCUGCCGUUUUCCAAUCCCAAGUGGCUCAUCUUCUUCAGCCACCUAACCUACUGCCUGAUGGUGGUCUACCACCUGGUGGUUUCCUGUAACCUGUCCUGUGCCACGCUCUUGGUCAGGUGCCACUUCAGGUACCAUAGAAAGACUUGUCCUGGAGGGGACCAAACUAGAGAAUGUGGAAAUGGAGCAGAGCCCUUGGGUCCUUUCCCCCUCCCCGUUCUCCUCUCCAUCUCCCUGAGACUGCAGUGGUUCUUCCACAGCCUGAUGUGUGCCUUCUGCCUCACUGUGUCCUUCCUCUACUGGAGUCUCGACUCCCCCAUGGAGCACCACCCUCUGUCCCCCUUCAACCUCAACAUGCACAUCGGCAACUCUGCCCAGGCCCUUCUGGACCUCCUCUUAUCAGCUGCGCCCGUCCACUUGGCCCGCUAUCUCAACCAGCUCUUCAUUAGCUGCCUCUACAUCCUGUUUGCUGUGGCCUGCUGGCUGACUUACAUCUAUCUGCAAGGUUCUGGACUUUUCAGGGUAUCCCAUAGUGGCCUCUCUGUGUGUGCUGGGCUUUGCACUGGUUUGCCUGCCCCUCUGUCACUUCCUAGUAUGUAAUGUGCAGCUGGCAGGCAGGGUGAGGGGAGGUAGGCUGGGUCUGUGCAGGGAGGCCUGGUGAUGGAGGGUGGGGGAGGGUGUGGGCAGGUGGCGGUCUCCCUCAUGGACCCAUCCUCCUCAGUGUUCAGUCCCAGGAGGAGGGGAGAGGUCCUGGGCGAUGAGGCCACUCAGUACCUUGCUCUCAUCCACCACCAGUACUCAUAGUCUGAACUUACAUAGAGCUUGAUGCCAUGUUUUACAUGUUCUGCAUAAUGUCAUCCAUAUGUGUCGUCCGGUCCCUGUCAGACCAAAUAAUACAAUGCUUAAUUGAUAUUAUCUUCACUUUGUAGUGUGUGGUGUUAUAAUUGCCUGAUCCAAGAGGUAACAAACAUCACACUUGCCAAAUGUUCAUCUUCGUAUCAGCAGGGGGCAGUAACAGUAUUAGUUGCUUUCAUCACUGUGUUCAGCCUUAGUCAGUGGUCAGUAUGGUCAUUUCACAUAGUAGGAUCAAUUCAUUAGCCAGCUUACAUGAUUAACAUUGAGAUUUUAGGGUACGCUAAAGUUAGGCAUGGCAGUAAUAACAUGGCUGUUUUGGGGUUGUUUUUCUGAAUAUUGUUCAAGUUUGUUCAAUUGUAUAUUUUAUUCAAGUUUAAAACUAUGGAUGGACCCUAUUUGCAGAAUAAAUACACAGACCACUGUU